AGCUAUCGUGCAAAAGAACAUUUGAAAACAUAAGUAACACUGAAAUAAAGCUACAACGCUAACCCAUAGUCGUCCAACUUAUUAUGUUUUGAAGCUGUUCCGGCGUAACGUGAACGAAAAUGUCUGUUGCUGUCCCAACACCAAUCAACCCCAAGCCUUUCCUUAACCAGCUCACUGGUCAGGCUGUCAUUGUGAAGUUGAAAUGGGGUCAUGAAUACAAAGGCAUUUUGGUUUCUGUUGAUGGUUACAUGAAUCUUCAGCUUGCAAAUACUGAAGAAUAUAUUGAAGGUCAGUCUACUGGUAGUUUAGGAGAAGUCCUUAUCCGCUGCAAUAAUGUAUUGUAUAUCAGAGGAGCGGAAGAUGAUGAUGAAGAAGAAGGUCAAAUGAAAGAAUAAUACUACAUAGUUUAAUAAAGAAUUUGGAUUACAAUCACAACUUGUGAGAAAUAAGUUUUGUAAGCUGUUUUCGUCUUCUAAUUCCAUGUUUUUUAUGUAUUUUAUUUUCAGCAGAAAAAAUGUGCUGCCAAAGAUGAUUAUAUUUAUGUACUUUGCUUUUUCCUUGGUUUAUGAGACACUUUAAUUUUUCUUCAAUAAAGAGGCUUUUUUUGUAA
Macrobrachium nipponense is the source of this 610-nucleotide messenger RNA. RefSeq names its product small nuclear ribonucleoprotein F-like (gene SmF). Gene Ontology annotation, cellular component: pICln-Sm protein complex; catalytic step 2 spliceosome; U1 snRNP. Lineage: Eukaryota; Metazoa; Arthropoda; Malacostraca; Decapoda; Palaemonidae. The record is from RefSeq and is a predicted model, not a curated record. Gene Ontology annotation, molecular function: RNA binding. Gene Ontology annotation, biological process: spliceosomal snRNP assembly; mRNA splicing, via spliceosome. The transcript has 3 exons. Bases 120 to 395 code for a protein of 91 amino acids.